AUGGCCAAAAGUGUCGGCCGUUGUUGGUUGGAAGUUCAGGAAUAUGGGGAUAAGCGCGACUCCACCCGGCUGGCCGCAAAAGGCGACCGCAAAAGGUGCUGCGCCACGGGAAAACCCUCAAGUCCGUUUCUAGGCCUCGCUACGGCGUUACAGCACCACUCUAGCUCUAAACCUGAGGUUCGCUUGCUUCAGAACCCCCCGGCACCGCGCUCCAGCGAAGCUCCAGCGCUCUCUCGCACUGCUGCACCGCCGCUGGAUUCCCACCAGGUCCGGCCGUUUCUGCGGCCCGGUCUCCAUCUUCGCUUCUCGUCGAGCUAUGGACAGUCCAUACAAGCUGCGAUUCCAGAAAACACCGCCCUCGCCAGGGAGACCAAGUCUGCGGCCUAG
This is a messenger RNA of Trichoderma breve, 387 nucleotides long. RefSeq lists its product as uncharacterized. The transcript has a single exon. NCBI's taxonomy places the organism in Eukaryota, Fungi, Ascomycota, Sordariomycetes, Hypocreales, Hypocreaceae. The coding region runs from base 1 to 387 and encodes 128 amino acids. The record is from RefSeq and is a predicted model, not a curated record.